CACCUGCCCCUCCCUCUAUAGUACUACUACCUAGGGUCCUUUUCGCGGAAUCCCUGCAUUCUGCAAUCACUGAGCGCAUCAGAUUUCAAUGUCAUUGAGAGGAGAGAGUGGACGUCAGUCGGGACACUGCAGAUUCCAGAAGAGUCAUUGAAAAGACUUGGGUUUAGUUUUGGAGUGACGCGGACAUCCGUUGGGUGUCUUCCGCACAUCCGCACAUCCGCACUUACUCCUAUCAUUAUUACUACUAUGUAGGAGACCGCUCAAUGAACUUCAAGCUCACAACAAUGGCCACACCUCUACACAUCGAUGAGAUCCUCCAAGUCAUUAUCGCCGAUCUUGCUUUUGCAGACGAUAAAAAAUCCAUCGCUCGUCUUGCGCGGUCGUGCAAAGCGUUCACAGAUCCAUGCCUGGACAAUCUAUGGCAUACCAUACACUCGUUCUCCCCAUUCAUCCCUCUGCUUCCCAGAAGUGUGCAUUCUGCAGUGACCGGUGAAAGGAGAUCAAUGUCAUAUCAUUGUGAAACUUUCAAAUUUCACUGUUCAGCGCUAACUCAGCGCCUCAAAACACUUGGUCGCAUGCCACGUCCUGGAGAAUGGGAGUCUUUUGACAAAUACGCUCGCCGCGUUCGGGUAUACUGUCCUCAGGAACAGAACACCGAUUUCACCUACUAUCAAGAAGUGUAUCAACGGGCCUCUACCAUACGCCAGAAACACCUAUUUCCCAGACUGCAGCACAUCGUCUGGAAUACUGUCCACUCUAAUUCCAUCGAGGCUUGGUCGCUCCCUUCUUCAUUGCGGAAUCUCACUAUUUUCUCCAACCAACGCAUUAUCGUGGAUGAAUCCCUUCUACAUCAGGUAGCACAUGAUGCUCCUGAGCUCGAAACACUCAACAUCGCAACUGCAUCUGUGGGUUUCUUGCCAUCCAACCGCUGCAGAUCCGCCACCCUUCGGUCGCAUGAUCCCGCCAACAUCAGCAAUCGUCCCGUUUUCGCUUCAGUGACAAACCUCAGAAUCACAUUGGACAGCGACUUGACGAAGAUUUGGCAGCAGCUGGAUUUUCCUGUCUUUCCUGCUCUGGAAACGUUGCACAUCGUUGGUCCCCCCACGUCAGCGGCCUCGUUCGUCACGCAUGUUGGCGACACACCUCUACGUCAUGUUGAAGCGCGCUUUACACUCGAAAAUCAGGAUACUAUACUCUCAGACUGCCAGGCGUUCUUUGCGGCCCUAUUCGGGAAGCAUGACAACUCGAUACAGUCGCUCGGUAUCAUCAUCGAUGGAGAGUGCUGCCUGAAAACUGAAGGCGCCUUUAAUCAGUUCCUGGAGGAAUUUUCAAGAUCAUUGCGGCUCUAUGUGGGUAGAAGUGGCGUUGAGACAGCCAAGGUUACUGUACAUUCCCAAUGCUUCGGCAUGCGCAAUGAUCGACUUUGGGCUCGUUCUUUCUGGAUGUGUUCACGGCCUUUGACGACAGUGGUUGAAUUUAUCAAUCACACGUGGACUCAGAAGACAACGUUCCAGACUCCGUUCAUCGAAGAGGCACCUUGAAGCAUGUCGUAUACACUAGUUUUGUAGUGUUAGACUACGCACUUACAUACUUCCCACGAAUUGUACUAAAACAUCCAUAUCAAAUGCACAUUGUUAACUUAACAGCGCUAUG
This is a messenger RNA of Suillus clintonianus, 1653 nucleotides long. RefSeq lists its product as uncharacterized. The record is from RefSeq and is a predicted model, not a curated record. The coding region runs from base 264 to 1541 and encodes 425 amino acids. NCBI's taxonomy places the organism in Eukaryota, Fungi, Basidiomycota, Agaricomycetes, Boletales, Suillaceae. The transcript is spliced from 4 exons.